AUAUCAAAGCAAAACAUUUAAGUCUGGCAUCUCCUACGACAUGAUCGUUUUAGUCCUCAUAUCGGCCACUGUCGUGGCCCUCUCGAUACUUUACUUCAUAGCCAAUAGAAAAUUAAAUUACUGGGAGAAAAGAGGAGUACCCUUCGAGAAACCAGUACCCAUAUUCGGAAAUUUUGCGGAAUACAUUUUAUUAAAGGCGUACUGGGGCAAAUCGGCGCAAAAAUUAUGCAAAAAGUUUCAAAAAGAACCGUAUUUCGGAGUUUAUUAUGGUACGGAGCCUGCCUUAGUAGUACAAGAUCCCGAGCUGAUCAAGCUCAUCACAACUAAAGACUUCUACUACUUCAGCAGCCGAGAGGUAUCCAACUAUACUCAUUUAGAGACCAUGACUCAAAACCUGUUCUUCACUCAAGGCAACCGAUGGAAGGUGCUUCGACAGAAUCUGACGCCGCUCUUCUCGUCCUCUAAGAUGAAGAACAUGUUUCACCUAGUUGAAACAUGUUCGAAGAUGUUCGAAACACUGCUUGAUGAAGAAACCAAGAAGUCUCCAGACCUUGAUGUCAGAGCGACAUCCGUGCGGUUUGCUAUGGACAGUAUCACUUCCUGCGCCUUUGGAGUAAACAGCAAUGUUAUGGGAAAAGAUUCUGAUAACAAUCCUUUCAAGGUCAUGGGUGACCUGAUCUUCGAACUGACAAACUACAGAGGAUUCAAGAUUGUAGCACGCGCUAUUUGGCCUUAUGUGUUUUAUGGCUUAGGUUUCAAGGUAUUCCCUCAAGAACUCGACACAUUCUUCAACAAACUGCUUUCUGAUGUAUUCAAAGAUCGGAACUACAAGCCAUCUGCAAGGAACGAUUUUGUUGAUCUCAUGCUAAACUUAAAAGAAAAUAAGUACUUGUCUGGAGAUUGCAUGAGUAAUGUAAAGUCGGAGUCCGAAAAAAAAGAGCGGAUGAACUUAGAGGUGACAGAGGAAUUGCUGAUUGCUCAAUGCGUAGUAUUUUUCGCCGCUGGUUUUGAAACUAGCGCAUCUGUCAUGUGCUUUACGUUGUACGAAUUAGCUAAAAAUCCUGAAAAACAACCAAGAUUGUUCGAGGAGGUGGAUGCAUAUUUGAAGAAAUCUGGGGGUAAAGUUACUUAUGAGUGCCUAACGGAGUUGCCGUAUCUGGAAGCGUGUGUGAACGAGGCUAUGAGGCUGUACCCGGUACUAGGAGUGCUGGCACGCGAGGUGGUGGAGCCCUACACCCUGCCUUCAGGCCUGGUGUUGGAGAAGGGGAUGCGCAUCCACCUGCCGGUGUACCAUUUGCAUCAUAACCAACACCUGUUCCCGGAGCCGGAGAAAUACCGACCAGAAAGGUUCAUGGGAGAAGAGAAGAAGAAUAUCGUUCCCUACUCGUACAUGCCUUUUGGAGAGGGACCUAGAAUCUGUAUUGGAAUGCGUUUUGCCCGUAUGCAAAUGAUGGCCGGCAUGGUGACUCUGCUGAAGAAGUAUAGCCUGAGUUUAGCGCCCGGCAUGCCGCGCGAGGUGGACUUCGAACCGAGGACCUUCGUCACGCAGGCCAAGGAUCCCAUCAGGCUCACGCUCACUCCGCGCCCCGGCCCGGAGAGGAUGUUUGCCUAAUUUUUAAUAAUAAAUUUAUAUAACAUUUAAAACUUUUAUUCAGUUCAGUUCAAAUAUAUUUUGUAAGAUUAUAAAUCACUUAUACGAGAAACAAACAAAGUUUUAGUAAUAACAUAAAUUACAAGUAAUCCAUAGACCAUAACAUAAGCGUAAAGGAUUUAAUAUGACUGUAUUUUAAAUAUAUUAAGAACGGGUCUUGCACGUAUUUUAAGUCCUGAUGACACUGACAUGAUACCGAGGGGUACGGAGUGAAACAAGUCGAGCGAUUUCAACUUAAAAUACGUGACCGAAUAUUUCUGUGUCUCACGGAAGUUUUGUUAUGAAAAUGUGUAUUUUAAAUAAAAAUUACACAUAUUUAAACAUAAUUUAGUCGACUGUAUCACGAAUUAACUUUGUGACAUUAACAUUAAGGUGGCCACUGACGAGCCUUCCAACAGUCCAAAUAGCGUGGCUGCCAUCCAAAAUCGGUCCGUGCAUGUCAAAAACGUACCAUGUUUAAUAUUAAGAUGCCGUCCAUUUGGAUGAAUCCAUUGUAACGGAAUCCAUUUGGUAGGCUCGUCAGUGGCCUGCUUUAUUAGGUACACAAUAACUACUAAUGUGACAUGUUUUUGACAUUAGAGAUAUUGAAUCGAAUUGAAGGUGUGAUGGGCUGUUUGCAUUUUGUGAAGUCUCAACUUUUCAUUUACUUUUCGUAGGGUAACUACACAAAUCUCUGUUUUGAUAUUUUUGCUGGAACAUCACUGAUGUUCCACAUCAGUUAUCUGUGACCGUGUAACUAACAGCGAAACAUCGAAAAUAUUAUAAAAUUGUCCUUGUAUUCGUUGUUGACUAAUUUACGAGCAUAUUUCCAUUAUUGAAUGUUCCUUAAACCUACUAGGUAUAUAUAGUUAGUUUACCAUUUAAAUAUUGAUUCACUGAGUUAUUUUUGGAACUAUAAGCGUCAAGAAACUUGCAAAAUAUUUUGAUAAUAUGUAAUAAAAAAUCGAAUAACAACAAUUUACAUAAUGUAAAUUUUUAUAGAAUUUCCAAAGUACCUAGUUAGCUAUGUUAGUUAAGGAAACAUAAACACAUGGUAAACUUUGUAAACAACACAAAACGAGAUAAUUUGAAUAUCAUUAUAUUAUUAUCAUCACAAAUAUAAUUAUUAUAAUUAA
Cydia fagiglandana is the source of this 2766-nucleotide messenger RNA. RefSeq names its product cytochrome P450 6B2-like. The transcript is spliced from 2 exons. NCBI's taxonomy places the organism in Eukaryota, Metazoa, Arthropoda, Insecta, Lepidoptera, Tortricidae. Gene Ontology annotation, molecular function: oxidoreductase activity, acting on paired donors, with incorporation or reduction of molecular oxygen; iron ion binding; heme binding. The record is from RefSeq and is a predicted model, not a curated record. Bases 41 to 1612 code for a protein of 523 amino acids.